UAAUCCUUGUCCUCACCCCUGUAUUGAAAAGCAUCGAGUAUUGAUUUAAGAUUUUCAGUCAGCACAGAGUUUAGAAAUGGAGAAGUUAAACAAAGAACAUAAACCUCAUUGUUUAAUCUUGCCAUAUCCACUCCAAGGUCACAUAAAUCCUAUGCUUCAGUUCUCUAAGCGUUUAGCCCAUAAAGGUAUUAGAACAACAUUGGUUACAACAAAAUACUUGUACAAGGUCCUUCAAGAAAGUUUAGGAUCCAUUCCUGUGGAGACAAUCUCUGAUGGCUAUGACAAUGGAGGGGUUGUUGAGGCUGGAAGCACAGAAGCAUGCAUAGAAAAAUUUCGAGAAGUUGGCCCGAAGACUUUGACAGAAUUGAUUGAAAAGCUCAACAACUCUUCUGAUACUGCUGUUGAUUGUAUAAUUUAUGAUCCAUUUUUUCCAUGGGAUCUUGAUGUAUCCAAGAAAUUUGGACUAGUUGGUGCUGCAUUCUUGACUCAGUCUUGUGCUGUGGAUCUGAUUUUCUACUAUGUCUACAAAGGGGAGAUUAAACUUCCUAUUACUGAAAAUGAAAUUAAGGUUCUUGGAUUGCCAGUGCUGGAAUCUUCAGACAUGCCUUCUUUUAUUUAUGAUUAUGGAUCAUAUGCAACAGCUUUUGAAGUAGUUUUAAAUCAGUUCCAAAAUGUGGAGAAAGCAGACUGGGUUCUUGUCAAUACUUUUAACAAGUUGGAACAAGAGGUGAUUGAUUGGAUGGAAAACUUUUGGCGUGUUAAGGCAAUUGGACCAACCAUACCAUCAAUGUAUUUAGACAAGAGGCUUUUAAAUGAUAAAGAAUAUGGUUUUAGUAUCUUAAAACCAGAUACUGAUGCCUGCAAGAAAUGGCUGGAUGAACGUCAAAAUCAUUCAGUUAUUUACGUGUCGUUUGGAAGUUUGGUUCGAUUAGAAGUAGAGCAAAUGGAAGAAUUGGCAAAUGGCUUAAUAAUGAGCAAUAAGUGUUUCCUAUGGGUGGUUAGAGAAUCAGAAGAGUCCAAACUUCCCAAAAAUUUUGCAAAUGAGACUUCGAAAAAAGGACUAAUAGUUUCAUGGUGCCCUCAGUUGGAGGUUCUGGCACAUGAUUCAGUAGGGUGUUUCAUCACACAUUGUGGUUGGAAUUCAACUCUAGAGGCCUUGAGUUUGGGAGUUCCAAUGGUGGCAAUGCCAUGUUGGUCCGACCAAAGCACGAACGCAAAAUUUGUGAGUGACAUAUGGAAAACAGGAAUCAGGACUCGGGCUGAUGACAAAGAGAUUGCUCGAGAUACAGAAAUUAUGCGGUGUGUAGAACUUGUGAUGGACGGAGAUGAAGGGAAAGAAAUUCGAUCAAAUGCAAUCAAAUGGAAGGAAAUGGCAAGAGAAGCGGUAGACGAAGGAGGGAGCUCAGAUAGAAACAUAGAAGAAUUUGUUUCUGCAUUGGUGAAUCCUAUCAAUCAUAGUAUUGCACUCUGCUCGUUAAAAUUUGGUACAUCGGAUUAAACUGGACUUGAUUAAAGAAAUUAAAAUCUCAGUUGUUGUAACAUGUUGAAUAACUAGCACGCUUACUUCCUUUCCCGUGUUAUUUUUCUAUGAAUGUCAUUUCUCUUUACUACUCGCUUUUGUGUAGAUAAACACAAAAGAAUUGUAAUAUAUGAAAGUAACUAUCCCAAUAAAAUCAUUCUUAACCAUA
This is a messenger RNA of Olea europaea var. sylvestris, 1688 nucleotides long. RefSeq names its product UDP-glycosyltransferase 74G1-like. Bases 77 to 1498 code for a protein of 473 amino acids. Gene Ontology annotation, molecular function: UDP-glycosyltransferase activity. The record is from RefSeq and is a predicted model, not a curated record. The transcript is spliced from 2 exons. NCBI's taxonomy places the organism in Eukaryota, Viridiplantae, Streptophyta, Magnoliopsida, Lamiales, Oleaceae.